Molecule: messenger RNA, 3109 nt
Organism: Cynoglossus semilaevis (tongue sole)
Lineage: Eukaryota; Metazoa; Chordata; Actinopteri; Pleuronectiformes; Cynoglossidae
Product: MAM domain-containing glycosylphosphatidylinositol anchor protein 1-like
Exons: 4
Coding region: 561-1061 (166 amino acids)
Biological process (GO): synapse organization; homophilic cell-cell adhesion
Cellular component (GO): neuronal cell body; axon; plasma membrane
Molecular function (GO): axon guidance receptor activity
Source: RefSeq, a predicted model, not a curated record
AUUCCACUUGGCCAGCAUCACUGGAGUCCGCAGACACAGCGCUGAUUGACCGAGCGGCGGAGACUCGUCCUCAGAGCGGGCUUCAGUGGACUGUCAGAGUGGAGACCACUCCAGCCACGCCUGAGACAGAAACACGUCCACACCGGAGGAGCGUGGCUGCGUGUGAGCCCCGCUGACCCCGACACUGCUCUAGUUUCCCAAGGAUAAAGUGCUUUUAUUCGCAGCUUUUUGGGAGAAAAGCCUGGAGUCGAGCCGCCACUCCGUGCGUAAAAUAAAAGUUCAACACAUCCAGGAGAUUAUUUUGUUGGAAACCUAAGGCUUAAAACUCCUCAAUUCUGCUCUCCGGGAAAUGUAAAGCUCACACUGGACGUUUACCAAAGGAGGAUAUUCAACUUUUGACUAUUUUUUUUCCCCGGACACACCAGCAGAGGCAGCUGGGGCUGAAGGAGAGCGGAGGAAUUCAGUUGGCGGAGCCGGGAGGAGUGCACACACUGGUGGGCAGCAGACGGACUGUACGGACGGCACCUCGGAGACAAGGUUAUGACGGAAGUGAGCUAAACAUGGAGCUUUUUUGGAUUUUGUUAUUUUCUAGUGUCUGCCCUCUCACCUGGAGCCAAGGAGUUUACGCUCCAGCCAGUGCUCAGAUCGUGCACUCAGGCGCAGCAUGUAACGUCAAAGACGACAACAUCAGUGAGAGAAUCUACACCAUCAAAGAGGGAGACACGUUAGUGCUUCAUUGUCUGGUGAAGGGACACCCGCGACCACAGGUACGAUGGACAAAAACAGCAGGAAGUGCCUCGGAGAAAUUCCAAGAAACUUCCAUCUACAACGAGACCCUGCGUAUCAAGGGCAUCCAGAGGGUGCAGGGAGGUCGCUAUUACUGCAAGGCCGACAACGGGGUGGGGGUGGCUGCCAUCAAGUCCAUCCGCGUAGAUGUACAAUGUAAGUGGGCAGGAGGAAGGUGGAAAAAAGAAAGAAAACUUUCCACUUCUAGACCACAACUGACUUUCACAACAGCCGUUCCCACAUUAGAGACGACCAAGAUCAGGAGAGAGAGAUAGAGAGAGGGAGUGAAGGAGAAGAGAUGAAAGACAGAUUGGAUUUGAUGAUGAGAUUGCAGGUGGGAAUGGCUUCCAGGAGUAUCUGAUGACCGACCAUGGAGAUGAUGAAAAGCACAGUUGGGGGAUUAGGAGGGCAGAGGAAAGAUCAAAUAGAAUUCCACUACUAGGGUUGAGAGGGUGCAACACAUUAAAAACUAACACCUAGAUCCUUCUGCACAUUGGUUUUACAGUCCACACCCUUGUUGUGUGUACUCUAGCAAUACAUGCAAUUAGAGGGAGAAAAAAACCAUGGUGGAGAACCAGAUACUCCUGGAAAACAGUGAAGUCUUUGGAAUAUGAUAAAGAUUUAUUUCCUAAUAGUUAAUCCAGGCAGCACGGGCUCACUAACCCACGGUUUCUCAACUAACACACGUCGCCCCAGGUUCAACCGACUAACGUUGUUGUUUUACCAAAUACUGUUGCUGAGUGAUGGGGACAUGACCCAGUUUGAUAGAGGACAUCUGUAUCUGUAUGUCCACAGUAGAGACUCAUUUGUGUCGUGAUGUUCAUGUCACAUCUUCCGACCUCCUGAUCUCGGUCGCCCAAAAAUUAGACGUAUUGGUUCUUUUUCUUGGUCACGCUAAAAAGAGAGAAAAACAACCCCCCCCCCCAAAUCUGCAGCAAUCAAAUUAAAAGCAGUGUCUGCUGACAGCGGCGGAGGAUUAACAAGACAAGAAGGGAAGUGCGAGACUCUGUAACGUCAGAUCUGCUCCAUCACGUUAUUUGUGAUGCUGUACUAAUUGAUUAAAACGUCUGAAUGCCUUGAUAGAAGAGAGGAUUCUGUGUCCUUGUUUCGGGUUCAUUGACCAAUUCUUUAUAAAAAUGCUACAAAGAUGAGAUCCAGUGCAGACCAGCAUAGUGUGAGAUUCUGUGAGAUUAUUAGAUAAAAAAAAAAUUGUAGAUGUUUCAGUUCAUUGAAAUGCACUGUGUAAGACAGAGCAACAUGAGUUCAAAACUCGGCAACAUGUGACGGUUGAGAAACAGUGUUGACUUUUAGGGGCUUCGUGCUGCUGCUUGUUUCACUGCCCUACUGUCUCUGUGGGUCAGGAGUCAGGUCAUGGUCACAGGUCAUGGUCAAAGGUCAUGGUCACAGGUCAUGGUCAGGUCAAUUCACCCGUGCACUUUUAUUUCCUUCUCAGCCCCAUAAAAUGCUUAUUCACCCUUUACAUCCAUCUGGUUCCGCACUUCAUUGAUUCAAUCAUUUAAAUGGUUAGUUUAUAGAGGAGGAGGGGAAAAAAACAUCUCUUAUUUUCUGGAGGCUCUAGAACAACAACAUCCAUCACUUCCCUCUCAUUGGCCAAAUUAGUCCUGUCUAUUUUCUAACUUUUAUAAUGUCUCACGAUACAACCGGUCGAUGCAUUCUUAGCAUCAGAUACCUUACACCGUUGUCCCAGGAUGACAUUAUACAUUAAUGUAGAUAGAGAUGUCUGAUAACACAGGCCGGCCGUUACUAUUGGCCGAUAUCAGCAUAUUUGUGUAAUGUUUUUUUUCCUCUCGUAAUGAAAACGUGAUAAUGCGAUGCUGAGUUUUUGCCCAGAGGAUGUGACGUAAACACGGUUCUGAAGUGAAAGUGAAAUGUUGUCAUUAUGACACAGCAAACGGCUGCAUUUGUCAGUGUCGGAAUCAGAGCCAGAACCCACGGUCAUGUGUGUGAUUCAUAUUUAUAAUGACUAUCUAACAAUUCAAUUAAUCACGUGGCAGAUGUAGAUUAAUCAUGAUUAAUUGAGAUAAAUCCACAUAAUUUUUAAUGAACAAAAAGACAAAUAACAGCAGGUAGAUGUCGGAUGUUUCACUCCUUUAAUUAAUAUCAGAACAAAUCAAGAAAAAUGUACAGAAGUAAAACUUUAUUAAGACUAAGAUUGUGGUCUAAAGAAGAAAUAAAAAAGAAAAAUGUUGUAAAUGUAGGAAAUAUGAACUUUUUUUCAUUAGUUUACAUCAAAGUUUGAUUUAUUUGUGAACAUCCCACACAGUUUUCAGCAUACACAGAACAUAAAUGUCAACUUUAAACU